AGGUGUCACUUUGUAGGCCCAACCCCCUCUAACCUGCAAUUUACAAUAGCCGCCCUGGUAUGCGAGAAGGAGGUAGAACGGGAAUGCCUGUUCUCAGUGAGCCCUCACCCUCUGGAAUCCAUACUGUGAGCUGGCUUUGUUUUGCAGAAGUCUUGAGGAAGUGGCUGGCCACCCUUUGUGACACUAACAGCAGACAAAUUAACAACAUUCUUGAGCUAAUGAAUUUCUUCCUGGGCUAGAGAAGUUGUGAGAACUGGUUGUGAUUAUUUACUUCACUUAGAUAGUUUUAGAAUAAACAUUGUAGUCUGUCACGUUGUAGCUUGCCACAAAGAAUGCCUUUUCACUACUUAAUUAUCUGGGCUCUGUGAAUUGAUCGGGUUUACUAUAUAUGAAUCCUAAAAUAAAGAUUGUGCGUACAGUGCGGUACAGUGCAGUGCAGUGCAGUGUAACGCGGUGCAGACAGCAAAGGUGUCUCUCCUGUCUUUCUUUUCCAAGCGCUGUACCCCCCGUGUCCCGACAAGGCGUGCGUGUUUACCUUGCCCGGAGUUCAGAGUGCUCUAGACACUCACGACAAGUGGCGCCCGAAUUCAGGGACUCCGAAGGUCGCUUAGGAAGAAAAUGGAAUUCAGCAGUGGGUCCCUGGACGAUGGAUCAGGACCCGCGUCUCCAGAUCCUGUUCACCAGCCCCGGAGACAACUCCCCAAGGAACCGGAACCGUGCCUUCAGAAGCGAGCGCGAAACCAGCUAGAAGCUGAGGAUGCUGAGUUUGUUCCUAUCGCAGCCAUGGCCAGAUUAAAGCUAAGAAAAUCCCGCCGCUCACAGCGACCAAAUUUAAAUCCCCUCCCUACAUGGGGACAAUUAAAGAAAUUGACCAUAGAAGGGCAACGGCUUGUCCUUCAAGCAGGAAAGCCUUUAAACCCUGAAAACUUGUUUUUAGCUUUAUGUGCCUUGCUCACUGUUGCAUCGGGGACUGAGUCUUCCAGAUCCAAAGAAAAUAACUGACGGAGCUCCUAUAUUUCAACAAAAGACGGCUCUCUUGUGGUGGGGAGAUGGUGGAAUCGCUAACCCUGCUGUUGCAGCCGAAGAAUACCCUCAUCACCUUCAAAAUCAUAUUUGGAAGAUCCCAGCCGCUAUGCAACCUGUAACCUUGUACAAUGUUUCAUAUUCAGGGACUAGUCGAUCUGUAUCUACUACUUAUAAUUUUACUAGGUUUAAAAUGUAUAAUAUUACUGUUUGUGCACCUCUACCUUAUGUCUUUUUAGUGGGAACUUUUAAUUUUACACAUUUUUCUUGUACUUGUUUAAAUUGUCAAUUGUUUACAUGCUUAAAUAGCACACUAAAUUUCACUAAGCCUUAUACAGUUAUGCUGUUACAACAAAAAACUCAUAUUUGGUUGCCUGUAAAUUUAACUCGACCUUGGUCUCAAGACCCGGUAAUUUCUGUUACUACUGAAUUUUUUAAACAUCUGUUAAAACGUACAAAAAGAUUUAUUGGAAUAGUGGUUGCUGUACUGUUAAGUCUGAUAACUGUAGCCUCUCUAGCAGCAGUCUCAGGAGUAGCUUUACAUACCUCUUUGCAAGAAAAACAUGUUGUCGAAUUAUGGCAUGAGAAUUCUCAUGAACUUUGGUUAACUCAGUGGCAAAUAAACGCCAAACUACAACAACAAAUAGACCUCCUUAAACAAACAGUUGAAUGGAUGGGUAGAAAAAUAUUGGCUCUUCAGCAUCAAGUGUUUUUAAAAUGUGAUUGGAAUUCAACUACUUUCUGUAUAACCCAACGACCUUAUAAUCAGACAGAACUUGAAUGGGAAAUGAUUAGAAUGUAUUUAAAUGGAAACACCUCUGCCCAGGAGGAAAUAGAAUCUUUGCAUAAUCAAAUUGACAAGGAUUUUGCAAAGCAAAAUGAUGAUGAAUCUCUAGCACAAUUCGCGCAAUUGCUUGCUCAAUCUUUGAAAGGAUUAGAUUCCAAAGGAAUCUGGCAGAGCAUUACCCACACUUUUAGUGGCAUGGGACUUAGUUUAAUUAUAGUUCUCAUUGCCAUAGUUCUUGUGUAUUUUUACUGCAUAAGACGAAAUGCUAUUAAUAACCUGAUCUUAUGGAAAUUGUUGUUAAAAAAUAAAAAGGAAGGAAGUGUGGGGGAUGAGGUGUCACUUUGUAGGCCCAACCCCCUCUAACCUGCAAUUUACAAUAGCCGCCCUGGUAUGCGAGAAGGAGGUAGAACGGGAAUGCCUGUUCUCAGUGAGCCCUCACCCUCUGGAAUCCAUACUGUGAGCUGGCUUUGUUUUGCAGAAGUCUUGAGGAAGUGGCUGGCCACCCUUUGUGACACUAACAGCAGACAAAUUAACAACAUUCUUGAGCUAAUGAAUUUCUUCCUGGGCUAGAGAAGUUGUGAGAACUGGUUGUGAUUAUUUACUUCACUUAGAUAGUUUUAGAAUAAACAUUGUAGUCUGUCACGUUGUAGCUUGCCACAAAGAAUGCCUUUUCACUACUUAAUUAUCUGGGCUCUGUGAAUUGAUCGGGUUUACUAUAUAUGAAUCCUAAAAUAAAGAUUGUGCGUACA
Cavia porcellus (domestic guinea pig) is the source of this 2559-nucleotide messenger RNA. Its product is annotated as endogenous retrovirus group K member 18 Env polyprotein-like. Gene Ontology annotation, molecular function: structural molecule activity. Lineage: Eukaryota; Metazoa; Chordata; Mammalia; Rodentia; Caviidae. The transcript is spliced from 2 exons. The record is from RefSeq and is a predicted model, not a curated record. Bases 389 to 748 code for a protein of 119 amino acids.